CUCAGGUAAAACUUUUAAUAGAAAACGGGUUUGCUCGCGUUUAAUUUUUGAUAAAUCGAGUGCAUUGUGUAUAAAUCUUACCAGAAUACUGGACCGAGUGUUUCGCUCAACAAGUACCUACAAACGAUUUGAAGUUUGUUUUUGCGAUGAAAUGGAUUUGCUGAUUUCUGAAGUUGCAACACGAAACUAUUAUUAUGCCACAAUAUAAGAGCCAACUGGCUGUGCUGAUUAAAGGACGAGGACAGACAGGUUUCAGUGAGUAUGAAGUGUUGAAAAUAUUUUGCGACGUAAGCGAAUCACUGGCCCAGCUACACUGCUGUCAAGCACCAGUCAUCUACCGCGAUUUGAAAGUGGAAAAUGUGGUGCAAAAUGAUAUGGGACGGUUUAUAUUGGCCGAGUCAGAUACCGCCACUACACGGUUCCUGAAUCCAGUGGCACAUGGUAAGAAAUUGGUAGAGGAAGAAGUUCAAAAGUAUACUUCGUUAUCCUACCGUGCACCGGAAAUGGUCGAUCUGAACUCCGGCCACAGUAUAACCACCAAGGUAGAUAUUUGGGCAUUGGGAUGUUUGCUGUAUAGACUAUGCUUCGGAGCUAUGCCAUUUGGGGAUAGUUCUAAAGCGAUCCUGCACUGUCAAUAUACUAUUCCAGAGAAGAACAAAUAUUCACCGGAACUGUGUCAUCUGAUUCGUUCCUUACUAGAGCCUGACCCAGAAAAAAGACCGAGCAUCUAUCAAGUAUGCGAGCUUGCCUUCAAAACUGCCGGUAAAGAUAACCCCUUGAGAGUAACGCUCGAUCGACAAAAGCAACAACAGUCAAACUUUUCCAACACCAAUUCGGAACAGUCGGACCGAAAAACACUGUACACGACGUUAACCGCCAGUAUGAGUGGCACUAGUGUCGCACCAAGAUCCCGCCCAAAACCACAGCAAACCAGCACUGGAGCUGCUUUUCAACUCGGUCCUCCUCCGUUGAAUCCGUCACCAAAAAACGUCGUUUCGCCUACGCUAGGCAUAGAUGCAGAGAAAAAUAUGUUCGUUGCAAAUUUCAGUGGAAAUUUUCCCACAUCUAAAAUGGUGUCCAAAAGUCCAGUCAGUAUAUCCAGAGAUAACACUAUGCAGCCUAUGGCAGGUGGUGAGCAGCAACCCAGUUCAACCGAUUUAGGUUAUCGGUUCUACCAAUCAGAUGCUAAACAUCUGUUCGUUCCGUCUAAUGAUUUGUCUACAAAUAAGGACAAAUCUGCUGCCGUUUCUCCAGCAUCGCUGCUAUCACCUUUCGAAUCUGAGCAACCCUCGUCAUCUUCUUCUUCUACACGCCCAAGACCGACGACAUUAAUCCCAUCGUCGGUGGCGCAUCCAUCCAGGUCGUCGCUUCUGCAGCAGUAUGUCCUGAGCAAUUCCAACAGUGAAAAAUCGCUCGUCUCACCGGUUUCCGGCUCGACUUGGAAUCCUUUCGGAGAUCCAACAUCAUUUAGUCCCAACUCGACGCUUACCGAGGAUCAACUGUUCGGUGCCGAGUUCGACAAGCUCCGUUUGGAGGGCAGCAGUCAAGCGUCGAUUGUUACAUCGCCCGAAGAGAUGAAAUCCGACCGGGGCUCUUCGGCGACCGUUCCACCUGCAUGGCUUGUGCAGCCACAUCACCAAAGGUUCUCCCUGCCGAUUCUAUCGCAGGCUGCCUCUACCGGUGCCUUAGCGUCGUCUAACAUUCCGAGUAGUGAAGUGGUCAUCGAGGAAGAUCCAUUCGGCUCAGCGCCGUUUACACUGCCAAAGCGAUUGAAAGACAAAGCAGGUCGAUCGUCUAAGCUGACUUCCAAACUGAGUGAAGUGAUUUCCAGUGCAGCAGCCGGCAGUGGCAAUCUGUGGCGGCAUUCGGCCGCCGGCGGAAAGGAAAGUUUGAUACCAGCGUCGGACGGUACGGCGGGAGUUUCUGGCGAGAAUGGCACCGUUCCGAAUGGUGAUUUGGAAACGGUUGAUAAAUCCGCGUUGCUAGGGAUUAAGCUGGAUGAUUUGAUUAGCGGUGGAGAGAAGGGUUCGCCUAAUUUUAUCAAGUUGCCACUGGAUGAUAGAAACAAGUACGAAAAACUCAACUCUAACGAUGUGACGUCCGAUGAUAGUGAUCUGGAGUUUUAUCCAGAUUCGAUUGGUGGAGUGAAGAAGCAAAGCUUCAAACAGUUUGUCGAGAGUAAUAUACCGGAGAAGUUGCAGGCAGUUUAUCACAAGGUGGAUAAAGGACAGAUCAAGAAUGCACAGAUAGUUAAGAAGUUACGUUCCAAGGUUGUGAAUAAAGACGAUGUCAAGAAGAACCAAGGGCCAAGGGCUGGCAGAUCCAAAGGUAAACCAAGCAAAGGGCCAAUGGAUGAACAGAAAAAGGAGGAAGAUGGAGAAUCCGAUGAUUCGAUCGGAUCGGCAAGUGAUCUGAGGGCAAACGAUGAUUUUGUCGAAGGAGAAGACGGUGUUGACGGUGGUAAAGUUACGACGGGCAAGCCGGUAAAAGUAUUCAACCGCCUGGCUUGUGGAGAAGGAAGUGUCGAUGAUUGUAUUAGCGAAAGUAUUAAAACGUGUGGAUCAAGUGCCUAUCAUGCCGAAUGUGAAAGUGUGACAACAAAUGAAGAUGAUACCAGUCGAGUCGUGACGAGAGUACGGGUUAAAAAGCGUGAACACGACACCAAACAUAGUGUUAUCGAUGAGGACGAUUCGGGCGAAGAGGACAUGGUGCAAGGCGACAAACCACUGCUGCUCGAUGAUGAACUUGACUAUGAAUCUGCACCCGAGAACAACUCUUGCGGCGACGAUGGAGCCCUAAUGGAUCCUUUCACUCCCGAAUCCCUACCGGGCGAAUCCGUCGAACGGACCGAAGAAGAUGAGAUCGACUUGGAUCCAUUUGCGAUGGCCCCAUUUCGGAAACCGGCUGUUCCAAAACGUAACAGUAUUAAAUAUGUUCCCAACAUAAAUCCUAUACCGGAAAGUUGUCCGCCUACAUCACAACUCACUGCUGGUGAUUUUUUCACAUCAACACCCGUUAAACCUACUCACAACCGUUCUCAACCCGAAAUGGAAUUAUUUACUAUGUCCCCUACUGAACCUAUUCAAGUAGCAUCAGUAGCAACAGUCGAAUCACAACAAGCUACACCUCCAUGUGAAAAACCUCUGAAGUCACGCACUGACUUGUUCGGUUUAGAACCGUUUCCUUCACUUGUCCUGUCGCAGCCAAUUGCGGUUUCUAAAGCCAUCGGAGAGAGUGCAGUAAUUCCAACGGUAACCGUAGAACCGGGAUCCGUCGCAUUAACACACAUCAUUCCAAAUACGAUGGCAACCGUUCCCAUUGCAAAAAAAGAGCCGCCAGCAGCUGUAACGCAACAACAUCACCAUCAUCAUCAUCAUCAGCAGCAGCAGCAGCAUCCUCAAAGUUCCCAAUUGAAUGCCAGGCUCAAUUAUGUGAACUUCAGCCAAAUUUCGGCACAGAACGCCACCAGUAUUUUACCGGAUAACAAUUACGUCAACUUUGAUUCACACGACGACGAUGACGAUGUGAGGAAGCUGAAAUCCGAUGACUAUGACGACAGUAGCGACACGAUCACAAAAAGCUCCUCCAAAACGGGUAGUUUUCUUAGUAAGAAAGAGAAGGUCAAAUACAAUUCUCUGAAAGACAAAACAACCGGCGAUAAGGAUGCUGCACUGAAUAUCGCCCCGGGAGCCAGUACCACCGGAAAUCACGUUCUGGUGAUUCCAGCCAAAUUAAGCCAAAAAGUAAAAGUCAACGUCGGUGGCUACAGAAAAGUAUCGGCAAAGGCUAGCAAAAAAGAUAAAUCCCACGGUAACGGGGUGGACAAGUACGAAACUGCGAUUGGCAAACCGCAAUCGUCGAAGGUAAGCAAAAAGAUGGGUUUCAGUAAUAUGAGCUUCGAAGAUUUUCCGUCGGAUGAACUAGUCGAAGAGCCACACUCGCCGGACGGCCGCCCCGCCGGUACGGGAAACAAACUGAUGAAAAUUGUUCCAUUCGAAGUGGUUCGAAACGAAAAAAUGCUGCUCGAAGCGGAGAAAAAGUUCGGUUCGUUGAAACGGCGCAGCAAUCCGUUCUCAUGAUUGUAUGCUGAAUCGCGGGAACAGAGGAAAGUAGCUGAGUAGAUGUGGCAGGUAUGUGUGAGUGAUGAGAUUUUAUGACUUACCAGAGCUAUGAUAGGGGAUUUCAGUUCGAAUGGCUUUUAUCGAGUAUCAUUUUUGUUCAUUCGAGCGCAUUGGGGCAUAAAUCUGCCUGAUCUUAGUCUCGAACUACGUUAUUUUCUUAUUCUCGAAGUCAAGAACUGGCUCGUUCGUAUGAUCGGUUUCUUUUCUACUAUUCAUUUAGGUUAUCCUGCAACCGAAUUUCGGUCACAAAAUUUUUUGAAACAAAAUGAAAUAGCCAAGAGAUUUCGCCUCUAGCUCAAGAAGAAUAUUUUUGACACUUGACCAAUGAAAGCAUCGGACUUUGGAGUGGGAGUCGGACUUUCGGAUAGAGACUUCAGGAUUACAACUGUCCUUUAUUCUUAGGGUGAAGCCCGAGAGAAAGCAACACGCGACAGAGCUCCGUUCAUUUAAGUUCAGCAGAAAAACGACAUGAAUGUCAGAGAGGACUGGAUACUCGCUCUGACAUAACACAAGAGAACACGAUUAUUUUGGUUCAAAAUUAACCUUAUUCAUUAACGAAAUCUCCAUCAAGAGCAACGCAAUCAUUCCAGCGCCGCUCCAACAUUUCAAUACCACGAUUUAUCUUUUGCCUGAAAAUAGGCCUCAGUUUCAGCGAUAACCUCUUCAUUCGUGCGAAACUUCUUAUCGGUGAGCAGCAUUUUUUUUUCAGGUCUGCAAACAGUCAGUAGUCGCUGGGAGCCAAAUCUGACGAAUACGGUGGACGUGGGAGAAAUUCAUGUAGUUUUGUCAAUGUUUUGAUUUGUUUGUGACACGGUGCGUUGUCUUGAUGAAAGAAAAUGUAUUUCAUUUUCAUAUCCGAUCGUUUCUUUGCAAUUUCAGCCUUCAAACGCUUCAAUAACGCUAUAUAAUAUUCACUGUUAGUGGUUUUUUCUUUCUCAAGAUAGUCGAUAAAUAUUACUCCACGCCCAUCCCAAAAUACCGAGGACAUAACCUUUCCAGUCAGAUCCAGAUUGUUGUGCUUUCGGGUGCUUUGGACGAGAUUCGCCAGAGGCUUUCCAAUCAGAUGACGAUCGUAUUAAUUCCGGAGUGAAGUGAUGAAUCCAUGUUUCAUCCAUUGUCACAUAUCGAUGCAAAAACUCCGGUUUCUUACGUUUAAACAUGUCCAAACACUGCUCAGAAUCGUCAACAUGUUCUCACCCACUUUGAGCACACCUUUCUUAUAGUCGAAUGCUCAUGAAAUCUGAAGCCAACACGUUCUUUUGAUAUCUUUACGAUGUCAGCUAACUCACGCAACUUCACUUUUCGAUCAUUCAAAACGAUUUUUUGGGGUUUAUAGUUUUUUCUCUUUUUUCAUAUGGCAACAUCGUCGCAAGCCUUUUAUAUGGAAUCAGCCAAUUACAGAAUAUUUCUAAGGUGGGUGGACUAUAGACAGAAUCAUCUUCCUCCCUAUCAAUUUCAUGCUGCAACCAUUGUUGAUGAAGAUUGGUAGGAAGUUUGGCUGAUAAAUCUUUGAUCCUUAAGAUAAUCAAUUUAAUCUAAAGAUUUAAUAUUUAUUACUAGGUUUUCGACUGCUGUAAUAAAGUCGAUCAUUGUUUUGGGGAUGUCGAAAGUCGGACUUUUAACUGUAAGUACGUCUUUCAGUAACCCUUCAUAAAUUUGGCGAACACUACCAAAUUGUUGAAACUUCCAUUAUUUUUGGAACGUUUCGUUGAUCUAACAACAAAUUUUAGGGCAUCCCCGUUUAAAUAUUGUUGGAGUCUAGAAAGAUUUUCUAGAUCCGAAAACUCACCUUCCUUUGUUGUUUCUUCGAAGGUGGUUUUAAAUUUAGGCCAUACUUUAUAUGACCCAUCAAAGUAUGGCAGUUCCAUCAUAGAUUGUCUCGCUAUGAUUUUUAUUAAUUUUUCAGAAGAAUCCACUCCUCUGUUUGAAUCAUUCACACCAGAUGGACCUGGUAGAAUGAAUUCAUUUUUAAAUGAACUGAGCAUUUCAGAAAUUGCAUGUCGUUGUGCUUUGAACAUUUCAUUUGUUGUAUAUUUAAUGACCUUUUUCUGGGCCGUUAUCAUCUUAUUGGUAGAAGUGCAAAUUGCUUGUCUUUGCGCUUCUACCAUUCCCUUGGAUCCUCCCAACUCUAGAGCUUUCAAUUUAUUAUGCAAAUGAGAACAUUUUGGACAACUCCAAUAGUCUCGUUUUUCUUUGGGUAAAUUUUCGAGUUUUUACGCAUCGUUGGACCAACGAUCGCACUCAUCGCAACACACCAUUGCAUCUUCAUUAUCUGGUUUGUCACGAAGUGGACAGUGACCAUUUUCGUUUUUCUUAUAUAAAAAAGUAUCCAUUUACUAGCCUUGUUGCCAAAAAUGUGGCUUUGAUCAGACCCCUGUCAGCUUUGAUAUCUUGUUAAUAUGAUGUCUUUGCUUUGAUCCAACCGUCCGUCGAAUCAAAUUUCUGCUCCGCUGCCGUUUGGUUUGCACCAGCCUUGUUUAGCCGGUAAUUUUCCAACUAUCCGUUGGAAACUUAGUUUGUCGACCGUCCGUCGAGAUUCUACUUGAUAGCUUGGAAACAGCUAUUCUGUUAAGAUUCUCAUCAAUUUUGUGAGAAUCUGUUACUUUUGAGUUGUUCCUCUCUGGAGAACACCACGAAAAACUUAUUUCUUUCAAGAAAUAAAAACUGCUGGACUAUCCGUCCAAUUUGGUGUCUAAAAUACUACUGAUUUAUUUACAAAUUUUUAAGGUUAGUUUACACUGUUCUUACAUCUAUGUUAGUUCCACUACAUUUCAUGUAUACAUUUUCCCCUUAUUGGAGAAUCUUCAGAUAGGAAAGAGUAUCGAGAAUUUACCAAGGCGGAUCAAGAGAGAUGGGGAUGAAGCGAGAGUAAAAAAGAAAGAAAACGGGGAGUGAUGUGCAAUUCUCUUCUCACCACUCGAUUGAGAACCAAGGCUGGUUAAUAUAAUUCGGCUUAGAUCCUUUAUUGCACCAAAGCGGACAGACAUAACAAGCUUGCGCGAUAAAGAGGAUGA
Malaya genurostris is the source of this 7135-nucleotide messenger RNA. RefSeq lists its product as uncharacterized. Gene Ontology annotation, biological process: positive regulation of Notch signaling pathway; regulation of clathrin-dependent endocytosis; protein phosphorylation. The coding region runs from base 195 to 4079 and encodes 1294 amino acids. NCBI's taxonomy places the organism in Eukaryota, Metazoa, Arthropoda, Insecta, Diptera, Culicidae. Gene Ontology annotation, molecular function: ATP binding; AP-2 adaptor complex binding; protein serine/threonine kinase activity. The transcript is spliced from 3 exons. The record is from RefSeq and is a predicted model, not a curated record. Gene Ontology annotation, cellular component: cytoplasm.